GAGCUGGCGGUGCGGCCGGGCUCAUAAACAUGCUCGUCUGGCGCCCCCGAUCUGACCCUGACCUGACCCUGACCCUGACCCCCCUCCUCCCCUCCUGGGUUCAGCCGUGACCAUGCAGAUGAAGACUCCCAUGCCCGGCGUCUGCCUCCCCCGACACGUUCGCCGGGUGGUUCCGGUGUUUCUGGCCGUCUUUUGUCUGGUCUUCUAUCUCUCCAUUACCGGCACCUUUGGGGAGCUGCGCGGUGGCCUGCCGCGGACCCCCAGCAAGUGCAAAUUCUUUCCCCGCAAGAUCUGGCAGUCGUGGAAGGUCAAUCCGUUUGAGUUUGAAGAGCGCGACUUGACCGUGGCCCGGAGCUGGACCUCCAUCAACCCGGGCUACCGCUACGAGGUGCUCACCGACCAGAACGACCUGCACUACGUCGAGACGAAUUUCGGGCCCGAUGGCUUCAAUCGCCCGGAUAUCGUCGACACCUACCGCUCCCUCACGGCGAAAAUUAUCAAGGCCGACCUGCUCCGCUACCUCGUCAUGUACGUGGAUGGUGGCGUGUACGCCGACAUUGACGUCGAAGCCCUCCGGCCUUUAGAGCGGUUCAUCCCGGAGCGCUACGACGAACAAGACAUGGACCUGAUCAUCGGGGUGGAAAUCGACGAACCCGAUUUCAACGACCAUGCGAUUCUCGGCCAGAAGUCGCAGUCCUUCUGCCAGUGGACCUUCAUCAGCAAGCCCCGCCAGCCCGUGAUGAUGCGACUGGUGGACCACAUCCUCGAGUGGCUGCACGACCACUCCGUCAAGCAGGGCAAGCCCAUUUCUGACCUCGAGCUCGACUUUGACGACAUCAUCAGCGGCACCGGCCCAUCGGCCUUUACGGGCGCCGUCCUGGCGGAGAUGAGCUACCGGACCGGCCAAGAGGUGACGUGGAAAACCUUCCACGACAUUCCCGAGUCCAAGCUGGUGGGCGGGAUUCUGGUCCUCACCGUGGAGGCGUUUGCCGCCGGCCAGGGGCAUUCCGACUCGGGCAACCACAAUGCGCGCUCGGCGCUGGUGAAGCAUCACUACCAUGCGUCCGGGUGGCCGAACAACCACCCGCGAUACAACCACCCGGUGUACGGCGAGGUGGAGCAGUGCAAUUGGAACAAACAAUGUGUGGCGGAGUGGGAUGCCAACACGGCGGCCUUUGCGGCCAUGUCGCCGGAGGAACAGGCGCAGCAGAUCGCUAUGAAGCAGGCGUCGGAUGCGGAGGCCGCCGAGGCCGCGGCCCUGGCGGAUAUGAACGAGCUGGAUGAUUUGGACCUGGGGCUGUCCAUCGAGUGAAAAGCAUGACUAGAGAUAGUCUCGAUGAGACUGGGACAUGAUCUUAUGAGUCCCGUCGGAGUACCGGUUUGGGGGGGCUGUUAUUGAAUUAUGGUUAUGGCGUAUGAUGUAUGGUUAGAGAUGCAGCUGUUUACUUACCCGUCUGGUAGCAAUGAUGAUUGAAUCUCAUGGCGAUCAUGGUUUCUCCGAG
Aspergillus ibericus CBS 121593 is the source of this 1502-nucleotide messenger RNA. RefSeq names its product glycosyltransferase family 32 protein. The coding region runs from base 131 to 1312 and encodes 393 amino acids. Gene Ontology annotation, biological process: protein N-linked glycosylation. Gene Ontology annotation, cellular component: mannan polymerase complex. Gene Ontology annotation, molecular function: alpha-1,6-mannosyltransferase activity. The record is from RefSeq and is a predicted model, not a curated record. NCBI's taxonomy places the organism in Eukaryota, Fungi, Ascomycota, Eurotiomycetes, Eurotiales, Aspergillaceae. The transcript has a single exon.